Prorocentrum cordatum is the source of this 785-nucleotide messenger RNA. The record is from the annotation of a GenBank genome assembly. NCBI's taxonomy places the organism in Eukaryota, Dinophyceae, Prorocentrales, Prorocentraceae.
GCCAGGGCGAACAUUUCCGCCUUGCUUGCGAAAUCGCCCAAAGCACGGCAGAUCCGAAGUCGGGGUACUUGUACCUGGCGCCACGCUUGACGCAAGGCGGCCCCUGGAGGCCCCCUCAGGCUCCAAGAAGCCCCGGCAGGACCCCAAGAGCACCUUGAAAGAGCUUCCGUAGCCAUUUGGGCUCGAGCAUUUUGUUCAAUAGUUGUGGUGGGUCAGGCGGUCUGUCUUCGACUAGCGGCUCGGUGUGUCAGGUGAUGUCUCUGCGGAGGGCCAUCGCUCGAGCCAGCGAAGUGGCUGCGCCGCUCAGGAAAACAUCCAAGAAGGAUCAGACCCGUCUCGGUGUGUACCCAGUACCGCCAGAGGCAAACAUCUGGUGGAUGAACCGCUACCAGGUACCGGGCGGGGAGAUCAAGCAGAGCUUUUCUCCCUACCAGCAGAAGAUCAUGUGGCAGUGGUUGUGGAACGCUCCCAGCCGGUGGUACUGGCGCCUCUCGAAGUGGGCGUGGCCCGUCGGGGUGCCGUCCCUGACGAUGUACAUCUUCAUCUACAAGUCCUGCGAGGCCGACGUGGAAGCGGACAUCCGGGCCAAGGCUUGGUGGUGAGGCGGUUUUGCCCGGGCCCGCGUGCUGCCGCGUGGACUGGGCGCGAACGGAUGGGGGCGAACAAAUGAGGGGGAAGGCUCCUCCGAACCGGGACUUCCCCAUCCGUGUCUCGUCCUGUUCUCCGCGGUUGGCCAGGGGCGCCCACCGCACCAGGGGUUGCCGAUCACAGCCAGUCCACGAAGA